UUCAGAUUCUACUGUCACUACUACUCUUUAAUGAACAGUUGUAACCGUCCUGCGCGGGUUUUCUCCCCCCUUAGCGGGUGGAGGUUCUGGUGAUGGGGGAAUUGGGGAGGGGGUGAUGCCCUCCUCUGGUCCUUGUUACCCGGCUCCUGCAAGCCUGACCCAGCCUUCAUCCUUCCCGCCAUGCCGACCCGACAGAAGCAACUCAUUUUCUCCCUCUGCGGGGUCUUCGGCUUCUCCUGCGCCCUUACGGCCGCGGUGGCCACCGGGCUGCCGUUCUGGCUCAACGGGACCGUGCUGUGCCGGACCGGGGCCGACCUGGUUAAUGCCACCGGACCCGAGCUGGACAAGUUCUUGGGAGACCUGAGCUACGGACUCUUCCACGGACAGAGAGUGAAACAGUGCGGACUGGGAGGGAGACCGUCCAGGUUCUCAUUAUUCACAGACCUGCUGAGUGCAAUCCCAGCAGGCAUCCACAUCACCGUCAUCUUCUUCUGUUGUGUUGUGAUCCUCUUCUCCUCUGUGGCCUCCGGCUUCUUCUUCUUCAACGCCUUUGGAAGACCCUAUGAAACGCUGCAAGGCCCCAUGGGACUUUAUCUGUGGACCUUCAUCUGCUGUCUGUGCAGCUUUCUAGUGAUGAUCCUGUUUGCGUCUGAGGUGAAGCUCCAUCACCUCUCGGACCGAAUCGCCAAUUUUAACGAGGACAACUUCGUCUACCAGACGUACAGUGAGAGCUACGACCAAUCCUUCUGGCUCUUCUUCCUCAUCUUCCUCCUCCACGGACUCAACAUCCUGCUGAUCAGACUGGCAGGAUUCCAGUUUCCCUUCCAGGAAACCAAAGAGCUGGACCUGAGUGGGGGGGCAGCUGACCUCAUGUACUGAGGAAACCUGAAACAAACUGGAGCUGAACCUGGGCUCGUAUUCACAAAGUAUCUUAAGGCUAAAAAUAGCUCCUAACUUCUCGAUUUAGGAGAAACUCCUAAAAGUAAUGGGCAUGUUUUAUGACUCUUCAUUUUAAUGAAGACUAAGACUAAUUCACAAAGCCACUUAGCGCUAAAAGUAGCACCUAAGUCUGGGAAAAGUUAGAAGUAGUGGAGAGGACUCCUAACUCACUAAGAUCGAAUCAUAAAGAAUCUUAAAGAGCUGAUGUCAUUCCACGCUGCAGUGUUUUGGAAACCUUAAACGAUGCUGAAUUACUGAAUGAAGAUACAACUCAACCAGGAGGGAAAAAUGAUCGUUGUGGAGUUUGUAAAGGAUGCAAUAACAUCUCUUACCAACUGAAACAACCCGAUCAGCACGGAAAUUAAGUGUUACUGCUGCUACUUGGCAACAGAGAAAACGCAACUUUACAAUGCUGACAGGUGGAGAUCUCUCAGCCGUCUGUUCACCAAACAAUAAAUGUGUCUGUAGACUCAACAUCAUCGGACAGUUCAUACCAUUUCCUUUAGAUGUUCAACAACUACAGAGAAAUAAAGCAGCUUCAUGGCAAUUGCCGGUCUACCCGCUGUGUGUCUGCACCAUCACAGUGUCCAGGAUCUACACACGAGUCAUGGAUCUGAAUGGAGAGUGACCUGAUCAGCUGUUUGAAAGGAUCAUAUUCCAGCUGGAUGUCACCUGGUGGGACAGUGGAAAUCUUCUCACACCUCAACCCACAGCUACAUUACAACACUACGCUACAACAGACUGUGGUUAAUAGGCUGCCAGUUAGCUUUAGUUAGGUCAACUAUGACAGGUGAGGUUUUUCUUUUAUUUUUCCAUUGAGUGAAUUGGUUUUAUAGUAAAAUUUUAUUCUCCUGGGUCGACACAGACGUUAUCAUACAGAUGCAUUUAAAAGAAUGCACUACUUUUGUAAACAGCAUCUAAUCCGUUAUUAUUUCAUUUGUAUUUGUUUAUUUCUCAGUGUUUUUUUUAUUAUUACUGUGGGAUGUUGCGCCGGCACAGACUGGUCUCUCAUCAACCAAUCACUGUAGUUCCUGCAAGCGAGUUUGUUCAUGAGAACUGAAGUCAGCCAGGAGUUUUGACUUUUCCUUACUAAAAGCUUUGUGAAGAGGUCUUAGGAGAAAACCUUUAGUAAGAAACUUUUAGUGUGUCUUAGGAGUGCUCUUAGUGGUAAGAUAAAAAGCUUUGUGACUACGGACCCUGGUCUGGAUCUGGUCUGUUGUCACGUAGUGAGAGGAUCAGUCCAAACGCUGCAACUAACACUGAUAAUGAUUAAACCUUUAGUCUGUAAAAUGUCAGAAUAAAGAAAAAUGUCCGACUGGACUUCUUAGGGCCCCAAAGGUCCCAGGUUUCCUCCAUAUCAGUUGGGUCUACAUAAUUCGAAUCAUCAUUAAUCAAUUAGACAUUUCAUGUUGGGUCCUCAAUGUUGUGAUUAUGUGCUGGGACUGUCAGAAUUUUGUUGACCUGAUGUCAAGUUUAGUUUUAUCAGAUUGUUUAUCAGUUGUUGAAUUUUUCUGUGUCAGUGAUGAACAGACAGAAAAAUAUUUUAUUCCAUUACAGAAGAACUGUCAAUGUUUUUUCUUUAAUAAUCAAUUGAUUGAUCAGUGAAUAAAAUUAUUCCCUGAAAUGAACAUGAUCUAAUGUCUGGUUCAGUCGUGUUGAGUUCACUGUCAGAGAAAAGCAGAAAAUAUUCACCUGAGAAAAUUAAUUUAAUGAUUAGUCGAUUAUCAAGUUUUUUGCCAAUUUUCUGUCAAUUGAUUAAUCAACUAAUCUGGAACGCUGGCUGGUUUCAGUUUCUGGAGAAACACAACAACAGAUUUUUGCCCCGGGCCCCUCAGGAGGUGAAUCAUCAGUGUGAAAGAAACAUUCACAGGAACUGGAACCUGAACAAUUUGAACAUUUUGUCAAGACUCUGAAUCUCAUCAAAUAUGAUCAAAAUGUUUCAGUCAACGUUGGUCCAACACAUGAAUGUUUAUGAUGUGAAAACUCAUCAGUAUGAAGUGAAACGGUCAGUCUGAGUUGGUGAAUUGCUGAUGGACAUUAUUCAUCAAGUCUUAAUAAAAUUCUUUCAUUCAUCAAAAGUUGUACAAAUUUGAAAUGGCUGCAUUUAUACUGUGUUCACAUGAUAAAGUGUGUGUGUGUGUGUGUGUGUGUGUGUGUGUGUGUGUGUGUGUGUGUAUGGUGAUACAUAAAUAGCCUCUUACCACUCAGGUGAAGCCUCACUUUGGUCGGCUGCAGAUAAGACUGAUCCUGAUCAUCUCUGUUCUUCCUACUCAGCUUGUUCUCUGUCAAAUUUGUUUACGAUCUGAUUU
This is a messenger RNA of Seriola aureovittata, 3248 nucleotides long. It is a transcript of the gene clrn1, whose product is annotated as clarin 1. The record is from RefSeq and is a predicted model, not a curated record. The transcript has 4 exons. The coding region runs from base 181 to 879 and encodes 232 amino acids. Gene Ontology annotation, biological process: equilibrioception; sensory perception of sound. Lineage: Eukaryota; Metazoa; Chordata; Actinopteri; Carangiformes; Carangidae.